AUGAAUGGUGCCGUUGUUAACACUCAUCCCACGCAUGUUGUUUUUCGCGAAAGAUAAAUGGAAAAUGAAAAACACCAAGGGGAUGGAGUGUAUGUCAAAACAUUUGAAACGAGUAAGAACAAAGCUGAUAGAAUGGAGCAGGAGCAUAAUGAGAGAUACUUGGAUAGAGAUUAAUAUAAUGAUAAAGACGAACCAGGUAAAAAAUUCACAGAAUUUGUGAGAAAGAGAGAUAAGCUAGAAGAAAUACACAAGCAUGGAAGAGUUCGCUAUAAUGCAUAUAAUAGCGAAUCAGAUCGAGUUAGUCGAGUGCUAAACAAAUCACCACUUUCUCUUGAACCCCUGAAAACUUAAAAGCUGGUAUAUCCAGAGUGGAGAGUGGUUGAAAAAGAAUAAUGGAAAUCAAAACAAGAUAUGUAACCUAUAAAGGAAAUGUAAAGCUGGCAAAUUUGGAAAGAUCUAAGCGCCGAGAGAGAUGUGCCUUUAAUUGCUACGGGUGAUGGCUGUGAACCUUUUCUGUCUAAGAUUACUAAAAUUUAAAGAGAUCCUAGGAAGAAAUUCCUUGAAAAACCAAAAGAAUUCAUGGCAUUUUCAAGAAAUGACUUAAGAAGAGAUUAAGCAAUUUUACAAACAAACUCACUCAGAUCUUUUGGGAGCAUAAAAGGACUUAUAAACUUAAUAUCCUAAAAAUUCUCUGAAAAUACAGAAAGCUAGAAUUAUAUAACAAAGACUUCAUUUAAUUUUGUCAAGGAUUAGGAUGGAACAAUUGAAACUGAAAAUUUACCAUCCACAGAUGUUGGCACAGAUUAAAAUAGCUCAAGACAAGUAUUCUCAGACUCAAAGCGUAACACUCGAAGCAUAAAGCAUCUAUAGCAAGAUCUUUAGAAAUAAUAAGCUGUUUAUCUUAAUAAGAAUGAUCUUCGUUCACAUGAAACUAUCAGUAAUUUGUUGAAACUUAAACAUGAUCGGAACAGUGCUCUAAUUCUUCUUAAGUAAGACUCGAACAAAUCUAUUUCUAUUAACAAAAACUACUAAGAUACUAUUGAAGAGCUGAAUGACAGCCAUAUCAUAAAUGGGCUUUUAGAUUCAUCUGGAUUGUCAAAGAGCUAUUUUAAAUCAGCAUAUGUUCAUAUGAUUAAAUCACCAUUCAAAACUAAAGAUUAGAGAGAUAAAGAGAUUAUGAAGAACCCAUAGUUAAGAAAAAGUUGUCAUGCCGAGUAUAAAAAUAGAGAAAAUGUAAAAUCAGCUUUAGAAAAAAUUACCAAGCCUGUCAAUUAUAAAUAUAGCAGACGCCAAAGCUUUACUAGAAAUGAAAAAAAUGCUGAAGCUGUUAAAGUAUAAGAUCAAUAAGAGUCCCCUAAUUGCACUGUAGAGUAGCUAUAAACCAGAGAUGAGGUUUUAAAAACGAUUCUUCCUAAUAAUAAUAAUAAGUUAUAGACAAACACUUCUCCUAGUAGAAACAUAGAGUUUGGAUUAAAUGCAGCAAACUAAUUUAAAACGAUUGAUGUUGUUAAACAGUCUAAAAAAUUACCAAUGAUCAAAGAAGUUGAAAAUAAAGGCAUAUUUGGGCAGCCACUUUAGAAUCAUCUGAAUAAGGACAGUAUUAAGCAAAUAGUAAAAGCCUACUUUAAAAAUAAGACAGUUAUGGACACUACUGAUAGAAAUGCUUCAACAUUAGACAAAAGUAUAUCAAUUACAUAAGAAUGA
Stylonychia lemnae is the source of this 1704-nucleotide messenger RNA. The record is from the annotation of a GenBank genome assembly. Lineage: Eukaryota; Ciliophora; Spirotrichea; Sporadotrichida; Oxytrichidae.